Messenger RNA from Benincasa hispida (wax gourd), 1686 nucleotides. Its product is annotated as galactoside 2-alpha-L-fucosyltransferase-like. Gene Ontology annotation, molecular function: galactoside 2-alpha-L-fucosyltransferase activity. NCBI's taxonomy places the organism in Eukaryota, Viridiplantae, Streptophyta, Magnoliopsida, Cucurbitales, Cucurbitaceae. The record is from RefSeq and is a predicted model, not a curated record. Gene Ontology annotation, biological process: cell wall biogenesis; xyloglucan biosynthetic process. Gene Ontology annotation, cellular component: membrane; Golgi apparatus.
AGAUCUGUUUCUUUCCAAGGCUCCACGAACAAUUAUCCAAGAAACAAUGACAAAUUCAUCGAUGGCCUUCUUCCUCCAGGCUUGGACCAAAAAUCCUGCUUAAGUCGAUACCAACUAAACCUCUACAGAAAACCAUCUCCCCACAAACCCUCUUUGCCUCUCCUCUCAAAGCUUCGCCACUACGAAGCUCUCCAUCGCCGCUGUGGACCCACUUCCCCAUCCUUCCGUCGAUCCCUCCUUAGUCUCACCUCACCCACAAACUCCACAUCCUCGCCAGAUGACUGCAAAUACAUCGUCAUUUUAACCCGCGACGGCCUCGGCAACCGGAUCCUUGCCAUUCUCUCUGCCUUCUUUUACGCCCUUAUCACAAAUCGUGUCAUUCUAAUCGAUCGAGGAAACACUCUCGAUGAUCUCUUAUGUGAGCCCUUUCUCGAAUCCUCGUGGCUUCUUCCCUUGGAUUUUUCUCUCCGCAGCAAAUUUGGGUCAUUCCAUCAGUCCUUUCCAGGCUCUUUUGGCAAUGUUUUGAGGAAUGGGAUGUUGAAAAAAACAAUUGAAGAUUCACCUCCGCCUUAUUUAUAUCUCCAUCUCUCUCAUGAUGCUGGUGAUUACGAUAAGCUCUUUUACUGUGACCGACAACAAAAUCUUCUCAAGAAAGUCCCCUGGCUUAUUAUGGAGACAAAUAACUACCUGGUUCCAGGAAUUUUUUUGGUUUCCUCUUUCAGAGAAGAGCUUAACAAACUCUUUCCAUCAAAGGACACUGUGUUCCACCAUCUCGGACGGUACCUCUUCCACCCAACAAACGACGUGUGGGGGUUGAUUUUGAGGUCUUACAAGCCAUAUGUCGCUAGAGCAGAUGAAAUGAUCGGGAUUCAAAUCCGAAUUUUUGGAUCAGAAUCUGGGUCAAUCCAGGACCAAAUGAAUCAGCUUCUAGCUUGCACACAGAAGAAGAAAUUACUACCGGAGGUCGAGCUAUCGUCGCUAGAGAAGACAAACUUCACCACUUCUCAGAAGGUGAAAGUUGUGUUGGUGACGUCUCUUAGCUCUCAAUACUCGGAAACCCUAAAGGAGAUGUAUUUGGAGCAUCCGACCGUGGACAGCGAGGUGGUGGCGGUGUAUCAACCAAGCCACGAGGGGUUUCAGAGCUCCGACAAUAGGAUGCACAACCGGAAGGCACUAGCGGAGAUGUACCUUUUGAGCUUGAGCGACGUGUUAGUGACUAGCGAUUGGUCGACGUUUGGAUAUGUGGCACAGGGGUUGGCUGGAGUGAAGCCAUGGAUGCUUUACAAGGCAGAGGAUAAGGUGUUUUGGGCUCUACAACACUGGCUAAAGUACAAAACGAGGAACGAGACGACUGACGACUGGCCAUGCCGGGAGGCAGUGUCAAUGGAGCCCUGCCUCCACGCUCCACCAGUGUGCGAUUGCGAUGAGAUGAAAAGAAUGGAUGGAGGAAAUGUUUUGCCAUAUGUGAUGCAUUGUGAAGAUGCGAGUUGGGGCCUCAAGUUAGGUCGAUGAAAUAUAUCGAUUUACAAAAUUAGACAUAUUAAGAGUUGUGAAUGUGUGUGAUUUUUCCUUUUUUUUAUUUGAUUUCUUUUAGUAGUAUAAUAUGUUAGAAUGUUUGAUGAUAAUCGGAACCUAGAACAAUAUGACAUCGAGUAGGAAAUCAAUCUCAAUUUUUAUUUCAAAUCA